Messenger RNA from Myotis brandtii (Brandt's bat), 2273 nucleotides. It is a transcript of the gene KLHL9, whose product is annotated as kelch-like family member 9. The coding region runs from base 164 to 2017 and encodes 617 amino acids. The transcript has a single exon. Gene Ontology annotation, molecular function: cullin family protein binding; ubiquitin-protein transferase activity. Gene Ontology annotation, cellular component: Cul3-RING ubiquitin ligase complex. Gene Ontology annotation, biological process: protein ubiquitination; regulation of cytokinesis. The record is from RefSeq and is a predicted model, not a curated record. Lineage: Eukaryota; Metazoa; Chordata; Mammalia; Chiroptera; Vespertilionidae.
UUUACGGGGGUGACCGGCUGGCCUGCCUGCGGGGCGCCCCGGUGACCGCUUGCCCUUGACCAGGAAAGCGAGCCGCCCUGCUCCGGGGACAUCUUUGUUUCCUUGAAAGCGCCCCGGUGUCCCCCCCUUUCUCGGCGCGCGUUUUGGUGCCAGAGGCUUUUCCAUGAAAGUGUCUCUGGGUAACGGAGACAUGGGCGUCUCCGCCCAUUUACAGCCUUGCAAGGCCGGAACCACACGCAUUUUUACCAGCAACACGCACAGUGCGGUGGUCCUGCAAGGCUUUGAUCAGCUUCGGAUCGAAGGGCUGCUCUGUGAUGUGACUCUGGUGCCCGGGGAUGGGGAGGAGGUCUUUCGCGUGCACCGAGCGAUGAUGGCGUCGGCCAGCGAUUAUUUCAAGGCCAUGUUCACCGGCGGGAUGAAAGAACAAGACUUAAUGUGCAUUAAGCUUCAUGGCGUGAACAAGGUUGGUCUGAAGAAGAUCAUUGACUUUAUUUACACUGCAAAACUUUCUCUUAAUAUGGACAGCCUUCAGGACACCCUCGAAGCUGCCAGCUUUUUACAGAUUUUACCUGUUUUGGACUUCUGCAAAGUGUUUCUUAUUUCAGGAGUCUCUUUGGAUAACUGUGUUGAAGUGGGGAGAAUAGCUAACACCUAUAAUCUCAUCGAGGUGGACAAAUACGUCAAUAAUUUCAUCCUGAAGAAUUUCACUGCGUUGUUGAGUACUGGGGAGUUCCUAAAACUCCCCUUCGAACGCCUGGCCUUUGUGCUUUCCAGUAAUAGUCUGAAGCACUGUACUGAACUUGAGCUGUUCAAGGCUGCCUGUCGCUGGCUAAGAUUGGAAGAUCCUCGGAUGGACUAUGCUGCAAAAUUAAUGAAGAAUAUUCGAUUUCCACUCAUGACACCACAAGACCUCAUCAAUUACGUGCAGACAGUCGAUUUCAUGAGAACAGACAACACCUGUGUGAAUUUGCUUUUGGAAGCUAGCAAUUACCAAAUGAUGCCGUACAUGCAGCCGGUGAUGCAGUCAGAUAGAACGGCCAUCCGAUCCGACUCGACACACUUGGUAACUUUAGGAGGAGUUUUGAGGCAGCAGCUGGUUGUCAGUAAAGAAUUGCGGAUGUAUGACGAAAGGUCACAGGAGUGGAGGUCUUUAGCCCCCAUGGAUGCUCCUCGUUACCAGCAUGGCAUUGCUGUCAUUGGAAACUUUCUCUAUGUAGUUGGUGGUCAAAGUAAUUACGAUACAAAAGGAAAAACUGCUGUUGAUACAGUUUUCAGAUUUGAUCCUCGGUAUAAUAAAUGGAUGCAGGUUGCAUCACUAAAUGAAAAGCGCACGUUCUUCCACUUGAGUGCCCUCAAAGGACAUUUGUAUGCUGUUGGUGGGCGAAGUGCAGCUGGUGAACUGGCCACAGUAGAAUGUUACAAUCCAAGAAUGAAUGAGUGGAGCUAUGUUGCAAAAAUGAGUGAACCCCACUAUGGCCAUGCAGGAACAGUAUAUGGAGGCUUGAUGUAUAUUUCAGGAGGAAUUACUCAUGACACUUUCCAAAAUGAGCUCAUGUGUUUUGACCCAGAUACAGACAAAUGGACGCAGAAAGCUCCAAUGACUACAGUCAGGGGUCUGCAUUGCAUGUGUACAGUUGGAGACAAGCUCUAUGUCAUUGGUGGCAAUCACUUCAGAGGAACAAGUGAUUAUGAUGAUGUCCUGAGCUGUGAAUACUAUUCACCAACCCUUGACCAGUGGACACCGAUUGCUGCUAUGUUAAGAGGUCAAAGUGAUGUUGGAGUUGCUGUCUUUGAAAAUAAAAUCUAUGUUGUAGGUGGAUAUUCUUGGAAUAAUCGUUGUAUGGUAGAAAUUGUCCAGAAAUAUGAUCCAGAAAAGGAUGAGUGGCAUAAAGUUUUUGAUCUUCCAGAGUCACUUGGUGGCAUUCGAGCUUGUACUCUCACAGUUUUUCCACCUGAAGAAAACCCUGGGUCACCUUCUAGAGAAUCACCUCUUUCAGCACCUUCAGAUCAUUCCUAGGACAAAGGUGUUAUAUCUUUGUGGUGCAUAAUGGAUGAUCUCAUCCUUCCCCUUCAGUUAUAACUUCCAGUGAUUGGUCGAGUUAUUAGAGAGAAAGGUAACUGAUGUUGUUUGUAUUGUUUGGCUUAAUAUGUUUAUCAAAUGUUUAAAUGCAUUCUGAAAAUAUUCAACAUAGCUGUUUUAACACACAAAAAGAUAAUGUAAAAAAUGUUAGAUGCCUUUUGUGGUGUUAUGUCAGUCAGAUUGUAGGGUGAUU